Oldenlandia corymbosa var. corymbosa is the source of this 762-nucleotide messenger RNA. The record is from the annotation of a GenBank genome assembly. NCBI's taxonomy places the organism in Eukaryota, Viridiplantae, Streptophyta, Magnoliopsida, Gentianales, Rubiaceae.
AUGGGUAAAAAACUGAAAAGUACUACUAAGAUUUGUCUACUAAAUUCACUUCCUAAUGACAUAGUCCUCAAGAUAGCUUCAUCCCUCCAGGUAGCAGACGUUUGUAAACUGAGCAGUUCCUCAAGGUUUUGGCGAGAGAUAUGUGAGUCUGAUUGUAUAUGGAAGGCUCUAUACAGGAAGAGAUGGCCUGAAAUUGUUUCUGAUCAUGAGGAUUCUUCUGCUCAUGACAGCCAAUCCCAUCAGGGAUGGCGGAAAAUCUAUAGAUGUAAGCAUGAAGAGAUGGCUAUAAAAGCAGCCUCAAUAAUUAAGUAUGUGGAAGAAAAUUCCAGGUUUGACACCAUCGAGAUCAACUGUCUUGAAGAGGCAAUUGGUUACCUGGAUUCGGAGAAGUUUGGAAUUAUAGAUGUCAAAUUGUUGUUUCUCAGACCAGAAGUCAGUGUGCUUGUGAACUUGAUGGGUUUAUUUUACUGCUGGCUCGUUGAUGGUGUGCCUCUAACUGAGGAAAGUCUCUUAGAAGCAUUAGAGAUGGCCGGAAUUUCAGAGAGGCAAGUUUGGGUGAAGUGGUGGAUGAAUAAUCAGGACGAAGGCAUUCCACGCGACAAGUUAGUUUCUCUAAAAGGCCUAGCCGCAAGGUAUAGAGGAGGAAAAGUUGUUGAUGUCUUUCGCCGCGGGCUGAUAGGUGAGUUUCCCGUUAAGAUUUCUGCUGUUAACCUUAGUCCACGCCAUGGUUUUGCCAAGCUGCAGACAUGGGGAAACUUUUGA